Messenger RNA from Botrytis deweyae, 595 nucleotides. RefSeq lists its product as uncharacterized. The transcript is spliced from 2 exons. Bases 1 to 432 code for a protein of 143 amino acids. Lineage: Eukaryota; Fungi; Ascomycota; Leotiomycetes; Helotiales; Sclerotiniaceae. The record is from RefSeq and is a predicted model, not a curated record.
AUGCCUUCCAGAAUCGAGGAAAACAAAUACGAAAUCAUGGAUAUACUUAUCAGAAUCAACCAUGCCGGAGACCAAAUCAAAGAGAAUACACUCCAAAUCGAACAAAUCAUGGCCUCUGGUGUUGUCACUCAUCAAGAAGACCAAACAAUCAGAACUUGCAGAAAAUUGAUCGAAUUUUCGAAUGGUCAACUGGCUAGUUACAAGUAUUACCUAUCAUGGUGCUUGUGUGCAGAGGGAAUAAGUGAUGAAGAGAGAAUCGAGGCGGAAAGAAAGGCAUACUUGCUUCAUCAAGCUGCUUGGGCUUGCUUGGAAGGUAAGACAUCUCAUAUUUUGUUUGAACUGCUCUGUCAUAAUUCUACGAGGAAUGGGUAUUUGCGAAUAUCACUAACAUCUUCCUUCGAUAGAACCCAUCUAAACUCAGAACGAGGAUAGUCAAUUCGAGGCGUUCGUCGCGGGAAAGGAUAUACGGAAAUUGGGAUACAACAUACGUUGAGCUUGCAGUUAACUGGCUCUGGGAUGACGGAUUUGAUCAUCGAAGAACUUCACGAGUAUUCCGAUUCUAUGAUAGGUGAUAAAUAAUAUACGUGAACAAUCU